AUGACACAGCGAGGAGGCUGGGCUCUCGUGUUUCCUUGUGAAGUACCACCUGCUCAUUCUCAAGUGAUAGUAGAUGCAGAUUCUACGGGCUUGAGCCAACUUCAACAGGUCAAGGAUGCUAGUGAUGUUCAAGGAGAGAAUGACCAAAUUGAUCCAAGAUUUGAGUUGAAUCUUUCAGAGAAAAGGUUUGCUGAAGAUUUUAGCCCAGUGUUGAAUGGGUGCGACUGCUACUGCUGUACGCACCACACCAAGGCAUACAUCAACCAUCUUCUCAAUGUCAACGAACUAUUAGCAAGGGUGUUACUCAUGGACCACAACUGUCAUCAUUAUUUUGAGUUCUUCCACUCCAUCAGGACAUCACUAAAAGAUGGAACAUUCCAGAAGCUGAAAGAAGCCAUCGUCAACAACAGAUGACCUCGGUAAUCCAUUAUGUAGGUUUAUCACAAUUCUAUGUAGUGCAGUCAACAGUACAGACAUUCAGGACAAUGUCGUGCAGAGGUAUAGACCCUGUUGUAAAAUUCCACUUUUAUACUUGUGUGGACCGUCACCAAGCACCUGAUUGAAAUAUAUAUGUGAAAGGAAUAGAAAGUACAUAACAUUGGAGCAUCAUAAAAAGAAGAAGUUUCAGAAACUUGAAAAAAGCCAUCAACAACAGAUGACCUCGGUAAUCCAGUUAGAAGGUUUAUCACAAUUCCAUGCAGUCAACACAAUCGAGACAGGUCCUUCAGUGCGCUGCCCUCAGGGGUGAAAAAUAGGCGUUUUUUCCCCUGAAACGACCUCCCCCCCCCCCCCCCC
Strongylocentrotus purpuratus (purple sea urchin) is the source of this 795-nucleotide messenger RNA. Its product is annotated as queuine tRNA-ribosyltransferase accessory subunit 2-like. The record is from RefSeq and is a predicted model, not a curated record. Lineage: Eukaryota; Metazoa; Echinodermata; Echinoidea; Camarodonta; Strongylocentrotidae. Bases 1 to 414 code for a protein of 137 amino acids. The transcript has 3 exons. Gene Ontology annotation, molecular function: pentosyltransferase activity.